Papilio xuthus (Asian swallowtail) is the source of this 3167-nucleotide messenger RNA. RefSeq names its product putative inorganic phosphate cotransporter. The transcript has 8 exons. Gene Ontology annotation, biological process: monoatomic anion transport; transmembrane transport. Lineage: Eukaryota; Metazoa; Arthropoda; Insecta; Lepidoptera; Papilionidae. The record is from RefSeq and is a predicted model, not a curated record. Gene Ontology annotation, molecular function: transmembrane transporter activity. Gene Ontology annotation, cellular component: membrane. Bases 196 to 1674 code for a protein of 492 amino acids.
GUUUGUUGCGCGCAUGACGGCUCAGCUGCGGCAUCGGCGCGGUCGCAGAACCGCGAUCUCAUAAACACAAAGUGAAUCUUUAUUGGACACAAGUUUUAGAUUUAAAAUUUUUCAAAAUUUAAUUAAUUAAUAUACUUGUUAAGUUAAUAUUAGUUUGAUUUUUUUAGUGAUACUUGUGAUAAUUAAUAACUUAAAAUGUUGACGGGAUGGAAAUUGCUUUUAUCAAAACUAUUCAUAAUACCUCAGCGAUGGGUGAUGGCGAUCAUGGGCUUCCUUGCGGUUGCGAACGCAUACACGAUGCGCGUCUGCCUCAACAUCGCUAUCACGCAGAUGGUGCGCCGGCGCGCUCACUCCCUCGCGCACGACCACGGCUCCUGCCCCGGAGACUUAGAAGAAACUGCCGGCGACGCCACCGAAAUAAGCGGAUAUGACUGGGAUGAGGAAACCCAGGGGAUCAUUCUCAGUGCAUUCUACUAUGGGUACAUAGUGACGCAUCUACCUGGUGGAAUGUUGGCGGAGAGGUUCGGAGGGAAGUAUUCACUCGGGUUCGGCGUUCUUAGCACAGCCGUGUUUACUUUGUUCACCCCCUGGACAGUCGCAACUGGAGGCGCCACUGGCCUCAUCAUAUUACGAGUGCUGGAAGGAUUAGGAGAAGGUACAACAUUCCCAGCUCUGAACGCGAUGUUGGCUCGUUGGGCGCCAGUGUCAGAGCGUGGGCGGAUGGGCUCCCUAGUGUUCGGCGGGGCACAAAUAGGCAACAUCGCCGGUACUUAUCUCUCCGGUUUCGUUAUCAAGGAAACCGGUGAAUGGCAAUCAGUCUUCUAUCUGUUCGGCGCUGUUGGCAUCUUAUGGUUUAUACUUUGGGCUAUACUGUGUUACAAUGAUCCGGAAUCGCAUCCCUACAUUUCUGACAAGGAAAAGAAAUACUUAGAAGAAGCACUCGGCAGACAUCAGAACAGCCAGCCGUCUGCUAUACCUUGGAAAGCGAUAUUCAUGUCCGUGCCGCUUUGGGCCCUAGUAUGCGCACAGAUCGGCCACGAUUACGGCUACUUUACCAUGGUGACUGACCUGCCGAAAUACAUGACGGGCGUGCUCAAGUUCGACAUCCACCGCACAGGCACGCUCGCUGCACUGCCGUACGCUGUCAUGUGGCUCAGCUCCAUCGUCUUCGGUUGGCUCUGCGAUAACAUGGUCAAGAGGAACUGGCUCACCGUUACCAACGCAAGAAAGACAUUCACUACAAUAGCUUCCGUGGGUCCUGGUAUCUGCAUGAUCCUGGCAUCAUACUCCGGCUGCAACACUGAAACUGUAGUCAUCUUGUUCACGGCUUCCAUGGGCCUGAUGGGCGCUUUCUACCCUGGAAUGAAGGUGAACGCGCUGGACCUGAGCAGCAACUACGCGGGAACCAUCAUGGCGAUAGUCAACGGUAUCGGCGCUAUCACUGGAAUCAUCGCACCGUAUCUUGUCGGAUUACUAACUCCUGAUAGUACCCUCGUUCAAUGGCGAUUGGUGUUUUGGAUAACAUUGGCAGUAUUCAUAUUGACGAAUUUGGUUUUCGUGGCAUGGGCGUCCGGCGACGAGCAAUGGUGGAACCGGCCAGCACAAGACAAUAAGAAACAACAGGAGAUUGAAAUCCCAACAACUAAUUCCAUCAACACUGAUAUUAGACUGUAAAUAUAGACAUAGGUAAAUUAUAGGAUCAUUUAUAUUCAGUGCAAUGCUGCACUUGUUUUAUUUAAUCGAUUAUUUUCGAUAAAUCGAUUUUAUACGAUUCCAAGAUGAAUAGGUUAAUCGAUAAAUCGGUUAAAUAUUGAUACGCUGUCCAAUUACUUUUUACGAAACUCGGUUUAAAACGGGUAUCAUUUUAUUAUUGAUUUUAAAUUGUUUAAAAUCUAUGGACUUUUAUUGUUUAAUAAACAAUAAAAUAUCGUUACAAUCUAUACAGCUAAUCUAAUGCUGUAUAGAUUAGAUUGUAAAGAUAUUUUAUUGUUUAUUAAAAUGUACCGAGCAAGCGUACAUAUUUUGAAUUACAUUUUAUGUAAAACCGAUAGUGAUAGGAAUGUUUUUAUUCAUUUAUGGUUAAAUUAAGAAAAUGGUUAAUGAUUGUUUAUCCCCUGCAAAUGAUUAAAAUUAUUGAUGAUGUUAUUUACUUUCAAAUAAGUGCCUAGCUGCAAGAGAUUCAAACCAAUAAAUUAUAGAGCGGACAUCAUUUAGCAUUAACUACAAAGUUUUCAUCAAACAAAUAAGUUUGACAACGACCAUUUGACAUGCGGGCGUGUCAAAAUAGACUAGCAUAAAGAUAACAAUUCUUGGAUUAUGCUUUUGUUUAUGAUGUCCCAUCUAUAAAUAAAUGAGUUAAAUGUCUUUGGUAUAAGUACAAAAACCAUAAAGUAUUCUUUGAAUUAUUGACAAUUCGUUGAAAAUAUUUUCAAGCUGCCAGUGCUAUGUGAUAGAAUUAGCGUAUUAUAAUUUUUAAUUGAAUGUUUGUAUGUGACUAUAUUUUUGAUGAAUUAUUUCAAUAUAAUAAUAAACAAUGAUAUUAGAUUACGUUUUAAUUGAGUAAAAUUUAGAUAAAUUUGCAUAAUGGCAAUACUUUCGCUAAAUCUAACUUUAUUUGUUGACGACAAUAAUACUAAACACUUUCUGAAUCAGUUUCUUCAGGUUAACAUACAUCUCCAGAAACAUUCCUAGGAAAAAAAUAAUUGAAAAGCAUAUUUUUCUUACAUUUAUGUGAAUCAAUCUAUUACCUAUUUAUUUCUCUAAUAUAACGACAGGGAUGCUUGUUAUCAAACACCUCGUAAACAAUAACUUAAAAGUAAAAAAAAAUAUAAUUAUGUUAUCUGGAGAUAUAAAUGGCAAGGACUUCUGUCUUCUGUUUUGCAUUUUGUAAAUAUUGUUGUUUAUUGAAUAUUUUGUAAGAGUUUUCACAUUUUAUUUUGUUCACAAUAAUUAAAGAAAAAUAUAUUUAAAAGGCUGUGAACAAAUAAUAUUAAAGUGAUGAGUAUUGUUUGAGCGCGCGUUUGUGCCAUUGAAAAGUUUGUCGUGUGUUUAAAAAAGUUAUAAAUUAUAAUUUAUCUAUUGAUAUAAGCAUUGUUUGAACUUUAGUCUUAAUUUAUAAUUAUAUCUGAGAUAAUAGGUUAUAUUUUGUAUACACUACAUAUUGAAUA